Messenger RNA from Dissoconium aciculare CBS 342.82, 447 nucleotides. RefSeq lists its product as uncharacterized. The coding region runs from base 1 to 447 and encodes 148 amino acids. The transcript has a single exon. NCBI's taxonomy places the organism in Eukaryota, Fungi, Ascomycota, Dothideomycetes, Mycosphaerellales, Dissoconiaceae. The record is from RefSeq and is a predicted model, not a curated record.
AUGAAGAUUCCCGUGGCACUCCUGGCUGCUCUCCUCGGCACGGCGCACGCCCGAUUCAGCUUCAACCUCGGAGUCCACGGCAGAUACGACGCCAACGCGCCCUGUUCAACCGGAUGGGACGUCAACGACGAUCAACUACAGCUGACCCGUGAAUUCGGAUCUUACGAAUGCACCAGAAGCUCGAAAGAACUAGGGGGUUUCCCUAACAAAGACAGCUCGUUCUGGAAGACUCCAAAUUGCCGCGGGAACACACACGCCGACAUCACCUGGUACGAUCGAGCAGCGGGACCAUCUUGUGUCAAGUACGAACGCUGCGGUUUCACCACGUGUAUGAAUUACCAUCGCUCGCGCGUUGGCGACACUCUGUUCUACGCUGGUGACGACUCGGGUGCGUGGCCGUGCCGACCUCGAUUCGCCGGUGAGACCGAACCUUGCUUGCGAGUAUGA